CAAUGGCAUGGUGGAAGGCCUGGAGUGAAGCAGAGGGCAGGUCUGUGGCAGGUGCUUUAAACUUUGACCCCACACCUGAUGCUCAGACUCUGUACAAGGCCAUGAAAGGGCUUGGGACUGAUGAACAAGCUAUAAUUGAUGUCCUAACCAAGAGGAGCAAUGUGCAGCGUCAAGAGAUUGCCAAAUCCUUCAAAGCACAGUUUGGAAAGGAUCUGAUUGAUAGCCUGAAGUCUGAACUGAGUGGCAACUUUGAAAGACUCAUUGUAGCUCUCAUGUAUUCCCCAUUCAAGUAUGAUGCCAAGGAGCUCUAUGAUGCCAUGAAGGGUGUGGGAACAAGUGAAGAUGUUAUCACAGAGAUCCUGGCAUCCCGGACAAAAGCACAGAUCAGAGAGAUAAUCAAGGCAUACAAAGAAGAAUACGGUUCUGAUCUGGAAGAAGACAUAAAAUCAGAAACAAGUGGCUACUUUGAACAGAUUCUGGUUUGCCUUCUUCAGGGUGAGAGGGACAAUGCCACUUUCUAUGUGGACCCAGCACUGGCUCUCCAGGAUGCAGAGGCUCUCUAUGCUGCUGGGGAGAAGAUACGGGGCACUGAUGAGGUACAGUUUAUCACCAUCUUGUGCAAAAGGAGUGCCAUACACUUGCUGAAAGUGUUUGAAGAGUACCAGAAACUGGCUGGUAAGAGCAUAGAAGAUUCUAUCAAGAGUGAAACUUGUGGUUCACUUGAGGAUGCAAUGCUGGCUAUUGUGAAAUGCACCAGGAGUGUCCAUUGCUACUUUGCAGAGAGGCUGUACCAUGCUUUAAAGGGGGCUGGCACCGAUGAUGGGACUCUUAUAAGGGUGAUCGUUUCCCGAAGUGAAGUUGAUUUAAAUCUCAUAAAGGCUGAAUUCAAGCAUAUUGCAGGAAAGUCUCUCUCCAGUAUGAUUAUGGAUGACACCAGUGGCGAUUACAAGACAGCCUUGCUGAAUCUCUGUGGCACUGACUGACAAAAUCUAGGAGGAAGAUGUUGAAAUGG
This is a messenger RNA of Nestor notabilis (Kea), 1012 nucleotides long. RefSeq names its product annexin A8-like. Lineage: Eukaryota; Metazoa; Chordata; Aves; Psittaciformes; Psittacidae. The record is from RefSeq and is a predicted model, not a curated record. The transcript is spliced from 12 exons. Gene Ontology annotation, cellular component: cytoplasm. Bases 3 to 983 code for a protein of 326 amino acids. Gene Ontology annotation, molecular function: calcium-dependent phospholipid binding; calcium ion binding. Gene Ontology annotation, biological process: endosomal transport; negative regulation of serine-type endopeptidase activity; endosome organization.